Molecule: messenger RNA, 1606 nt
Organism: Cyclopterus lumpus (lumpfish)
Lineage: Eukaryota; Metazoa; Chordata; Actinopteri; Perciformes; Cyclopteridae
Product: carcinoembryonic antigen-related cell adhesion molecule 1-like
Exons: 8
Coding region: 41-1606 (521 amino acids)
Source: RefSeq, a predicted model, not a curated record
AGCAAAGGCAAAGUGAAGUGAUCCCUCUUCUCUUGAAGAAAUGGAAAUAGCUGUGAUAGACUUCAUAAUCCUGGUGGCCGUCUCCGGUUUGACCAGAGGAGCUGGCGUGUUGCCAGACGCUCUUCUGAAUGCAGCUGUGGGAGAGACAGUGAUGUUCACCACAACAGUGACUUUACCAGAAACAUCACUUCUAACAGUGCGAUGGAAAUUUGGGGAUAAGGAGAUCAUAUAUUUCAGUUUGAACAACUUCACUUCACCAGAGUAUGAAGGCAGGAUCACUCUGUUCAUAUCUACUGGAUCUCUGGAGCUCAGGAGUCUGACUCAUAAUGACAAUGGAGAAUACAGCUUUUCCAUUGCUAUAAUUGGAGAACUACCGAAGGCAGGGACAACCAGACUGAGUGUACAUGAGCUAGUUUCUGACGUCAUGGCGAAUGCCAGCAGCACAGACUUGGAGGAGGACAGCUCUGUCCGUCUGUCCUGCUCCUUCUCUGGAUCCUCUCUCUCUUUCCUCUGGCUCAACAGCAGCUCUGAGGUUACAGCCAGUGACAGAGUUCAGCUCACUGAUGGAGGCUCCACUCUCACUAUAAAUGUGACUCGCUACGACCAGGGACCGUUCAGUUGUCGUGUGUCCAACCCUGUCAGUACUGACACCAGUAGUGAAAUACAGCUCUCCAUCAGCUACGGACCAGAAAAUAUUAAUCUGAUAUCACCGUCACCAGAAUACUAUGCGGAAGGAUCAGACAUCAUCCUGUCCUGCUCAGCUGACUCCAGACCUGCUCCCCAUUUUACGUGGCUUCUGAAUGGAGACCUACAGAAAGAUACUGGAGCAGAUCUCAGACUGAUGAACAUUCAGAUGAGUCAAAGUGGAAACUACAGCUGUCUGGCCUUUAACAGCAAAACUCUGAUACGUGAAACGUCUCCGCCCUCAGUUGUCUCUGUCCUGAUGGCAGUUUCCAACGUCAUGGUAACCAUCAGUGGCUCAGACUUGGUGGAGUUCAGCAGCUCUGUCCGUCUGUCCUGCUCCUCCUCUGGAUCCUCUCUCUCUUUCCUCUGGCUCAACAGCAGCUCUGAGGUUACAGCCAGUGACAGAGUUCAGCUCACUGAUGGAGGCUCCACUCUCACUAUAAAUGUGACUCGCUACGACCAGGGACCGUUCAGUUGUCGUGUGUCCAACCCUCUCAGUACUGCCACCAGUAGUGAAAUACAGCUCUCCAUCAGCUACGGACCAGAAAAUAUUAAUCUUACAAUAUCACCGUCACAAGAAUACUAUGAGGAAGGAUCAGACAUCAUCCUGUCCUGCUCAGCUGACUCCAGACCUGCUCCCCAUUUUACGUGGCUUCUGAAUGGAGACCUACAGAAUGAUACUGGAGCAGAUCUCAGACUGAUGAACAUUCAGAUGAGUCAAAGUGGAAACUACAGCUGUCGGGCCUUUAACAGCAAAACUCUGAUACAUGAAACGUCUCCGCCCUCAGUUGUCUCCAUAUUGGCCAUGUCUGGACUUCUUUCAACUGGUGCCAUUGCUGGAAUAGUUAUCUCAUGUUUAGUGCCUUUCUUUGUAGCAGCUGCAUGGCACUAUAUUUAUAAAAAAAUGACCGCCACCUUCUGA